Maniola jurtina (meadow brown) is the source of this 2206-nucleotide messenger RNA. RefSeq names its product protein GPR107. The coding region runs from base 157 to 1698 and encodes 513 amino acids. Gene Ontology annotation, biological process: transport. NCBI's taxonomy places the organism in Eukaryota, Metazoa, Arthropoda, Insecta, Lepidoptera, Nymphalidae. Gene Ontology annotation, cellular component: Golgi apparatus; membrane. The record is from RefSeq and is a predicted model, not a curated record. The transcript has 12 exons.
UCGUGAUGUGAUUGUGAUUAAUUUCUAUCCAUAUUAAUUAAAAAUAAAAUCAUAUCUCUUUGAAAUUGUUCUGAAUUUGUGUAGAAUUAAUACAGAAAUAUCACGGCGUUCUUUUUUAAUUAUUUUAACUAGCUGAUUACCAAGUAGUCAUGAAAUAUGAUUGCUGUUGUGGCAAAAGUUUUUCUGAUUCUCGUUGUGGCUACGUCCGUUACUUCCAGAAUCCACAAGCUGCGCCUUGCGGAUGACGAGCGCCACUAUGUUGAUCUCACUACAUUUGGAUUCUUAAAAGGGGGUGUCCUAGAUGUUCAAGUGAUUAAUUUCAAAUUACCAUCUGGCCCUGUCUAUGGCGAGUAUGGUUUUACACUUGACCGAACAAUAAAUGAUGCCAUUAACCCAUACUUAGAAGCACAUUCUGACACAUGCAUUUUGAAAGGGGUUGAAAAGAAUAGAACACACCAUGGAAUUGUCUUCCUGAAGAUGGAUUUCAAAAACCUAAGAAUAAACAUUACGUGCGCAGGGGAAAUCUUAGCACUGAACCUGUACGCGAAUAAGUCGAUGAUACCCUGGGAUAAAUCUGCAGAUGAUAAAAACAGUGAAGAUUCAAAAAAACAUUGCUCUGAUGCCAUAUUAAAAAUCACGAAGAACACAUCCAAUGGUUUUGAUUAUUAUAAUACAAGCUUUGCCAUGUAUGUGGCAUCAGAUGAAGAAGAGGGACUCUACAACCUGUAUUUUCACAGUUGCCCCCAAGAAGGUGGUCCACUAAUACCUACUAAUGCAGUGAUUGAUAUCUAUGAGAGCAACAAGAACAACUUUCUAUCGGCGGGUGAAAUGCCCCUCCCGGCGCUUUACAGCAUGAUGUCGCUAACGUUUUUCCUGAGCGCCGGCCUGUGGACGUUGAUCCUCAAGAUCAGCAAGCACAAAGUGUACAGGAUCCAUUACAUCAUGUGUGUGCUGGUGUACUUGAAAGCGAUGUCGUUAGCCUUCCAUGGAAUCAACUACCACUUCAUACAGACUAGAGGGGAGCAUGUCACUGCUUGGGCUAUACUUUAUUACAUCACGCAUUUGUUAAAAGGAGCUGUAUUAUUCGUAACGAUUGUACUGGUCGGCACUGGCUGGAACUUCAUUAAACACAUACUCGCAGACCGUGACAAAAAGAUAUUCAUGAUUGUUAUACCGUUGCAGGUGGUAGCUAAUGUGGCAGAGAUCAUAAUAGCGGAGAGUGAGGAAGGCGCCGCUGAGCACAACGCGUGGCGUAUUCUGUUCAUUCUAGUGGACAUGCUGUGCUGCGGCGCGAUCAUGUUCCCUGUCGUGUGGUCGAUACAUCACUUGGAAGAUUCGUCCACGACCGACGGCAAGGCUGCGGUGAACCUCCGCAAGCUCAAGCUGUUCCGACACUUCUACGUCAUGAUCCUGGGCUACAUAUACUUCACGAGGUUCAUCGUUACCAUCUUAGAGAACACUGUGCCGUUUCAAUACUCGUGGGUCGACGAGAUGUUCCGCGAGCUGGCCACGCUGGUGUUUUUUGUGAUGACCGGUUACAAGUUCCGACCGGCGGCCGCCAACCCCUAUUUCACCCCUACACAGAUGGACGAUGAUGAAGCUAAAGUUUUGUCAGACAUCGGUGUACUGGAUGGACUAACAAACAGAGAGAAACGGAGAGAUGAUUUGCAACCUCUCAUGCAAGAUAGUUCAGACUAACCUACUAAAUCUGAAAAUUGAUGUGUUAGUGCUAAUUUUAUUAUAAGAUUAUAGAACGUCAAUUUCAUUAUCAUUUUUAUAAUUGAGACACUAUCAAAUUCUGUCUAUAAGGUAACCAAUAAGAUUCAAUUUUAGCACCAAAAAAAAAACAAGUUUAAUAUAACCGUGAAGGUAAGAAUACUAACUUGUACAACCAGCUUUGUUUUUAUUUUGGUGGUCAAAGUUAACUGUAAUGGUUACCAUGGUUUAACCGCCUGAUAUUCCACGAUAUCUUAAAGGACAUCGCGUACACAAUUCCGCGCAACUUUCGGCUCGUAAUAAACAGUAAUUAGUGAGAUUGACGUCCAAGUAGGAUUUUACAUUCGGCCUGUGUGGACGCUUAGUCUAGUGCGAGCGUUACAAUUUAGUGCUGGAACUGGAACACUUUGAUCUCAGAAAAAGAAAGAAAAGAAAAAUUGCGAAAGUUGUGUACAUCCUCAAGUCGUUGGAACAAAACGUUGGAAAUUGA